Pelmatolapia mariae (spotted tilapia) is the source of this 2997-nucleotide messenger RNA. RefSeq names its product transforming, acidic coiled-coil containing protein 3 (gene tacc3). The record is from RefSeq and is a predicted model, not a curated record. Bases 113 to 2698 code for a protein of 861 amino acids. The transcript has 17 exons. Gene Ontology annotation, cellular component: cytoplasm. Lineage: Eukaryota; Metazoa; Chordata; Actinopteri; Cichliformes; Cichlidae. Gene Ontology annotation, biological process: cell population proliferation; mitotic spindle organization; cerebral cortex development.
CCAAACGGUUGUCGCCCAGGCAAGGCGAGGGUUUUUCAAAACCACUUCAUUUCUCAUCGUCAUUGUAUAGACGAAGACACAGUUUCUUUGAGCACCAUAUGCUUUAUUGAGGAUGAGCUCUGUUGAUGUUAAUGAUGAAAAUCGUGGGGUCUGCCCAGGAGGAAAGCACAACUCGCCUAACGACAUAUUUGCCCUGGAUCAGCCGACUGGAAGGCCCUCCAUCCUACGCCAGACGGAAAACCUGCCCAGCAAGACUGUACCAAAGGGGGUGAAGGUUUGUUUUCAGACUCCAAGAAGAGACCCUGUGACUAAAAGAAUUCUGUCUCCCAACAAGUCUGUCAAUUUGUUGAGUGUUGACGAGAAUACAAAAGUUAUGGAUUUGGAUAAAUCAAAUACUUUGCCACAGGAAGCCACUGAGCAACCCAAAGAAGAAGUGUCAUCUUAUCCCGAUGACAACAUGCCAAUACAAAGCAAAGGUGGCUACAUGCUGGAUUUUGAAAACCUUGAUGACAUCAAUCCAUUUCAGGGGUCUAACAAGAUGGCUCUCUCACCUAUGAGGCCUGCUGUUGAAAACCCCCCUGCAGAUCAUAGCAAGUCUGAAAACACACCACCAGUGAACAUCGUGGAGGAGCCUAUCAAAAUGGAAUCGGCACUAGACGAGACCCUUCCAUUCAGCGCGUCUGUAGAAAACUCACUCGCUGAUCUUUCUGCAGAUAUCGGCUCCACGGAGAGCAGUGUGGUUAUAGUGAAGAAGGUUCCAGCGGUUGAGGAAGAUGAUUCAUGGCCUGCUACACCUGAUGAAAAACAGCUUGGUGCUGCGUUUUCAAGCACAGAUCAAGAGAAGUCGUCCAGCAGUUUUGCAGAAGAUGCUCCACUCCCAGCAAAAGGUUCUUAUAACUUUGAUUUUGACAACCUUGACGUAGUCAAUCCCUUCCAGACUGGUGGCUCUAAAAUUCCAAAUUCACCUGUCCUUGGGAGAAAGGUGUCAAACGAUGAUGCACCUGCAGAGGAAAACAAACCAUCUGUUGUUGAGGUGGCGCAAGAAUUGCCUGUUCAGUGCGAGGUGAAGCCUGAAGCUACAGUGGAUCUGAUAUCUGCCGAUACCGCAAAACCCUCUCCUGCUGAAUCCCAGCCAGCUGAUGACCCAGUCAAGGAAGGCCCAACCAAGGAAGGGCCUGUCAAACUUGAAUUCAAUUUUGAUGAUGGUGCUGAAGUCAAACGGAAACCACCACCUAAGAAAUUUGGCAAAAGGCCAACUGGUGUAAGACCUAAAGAGCCAAAGCAGGUGUCUGAUGUCAAACCACCAAAAGAAGCUGAAGUGAAGCCUGAAGUCAGUGAUGGUGAUGCUGAUGCUUUACAGCCUAAAAGUUCUUACUCCUUUGACUUUGAAAAGUUUGAUGACCCAAACUUCAAUCCUUUUGGCACAAAAACGGCCAUAAACAACUCCCCCGUGUGCAGCAGGAAAUCCAGCCCAGAACCAGUGGAAACCGCAGUUCAGGAGCAAACCGAUGUCCCUGUGACAAAGGAGGCUGAACCACCAGCAUGUUUUCACCUUCUCAGUGCUGAAGAGAGUUUGCCAGCUGCUGCACCGAACCCUGUACAGGUUGCAGAUAACAAGGUUGCCUCUGACCUUGACACCAAACAACCAGUGCAGAAUCUCCCCGAGUCCUCUGAACCCUCUCAACCUGAGCAGAAGGCGCAAGCUGACAUGCUAGACUUCAAUGACGAGUUUGUUCCUGGAACAAUGUUCAUGACCAGUGACUUUGAUGGACAGAUUGACUACCUCGAACAGUUUGGGUCCAGCAGUUUCAAGGAGUCCGCACUGAGGAAACAGUCCUUGUACCUAAAAUUUGAUCCCCUCCUGAGGGAGAGCCCAAAGAAGUCUGCAGGCCCGGGUGCUCAGAUUCAAGCCCCUCCCCCUGCUGCCCCUGUUUUACGGCUUGAAACACCACAGACGGCAGAUAAAAAAGCGGCAAAUGGUCCACAAAAAGAUGACUUCAGACUGCUUGACGAUGCAGCAGCACCGACUCCAGUCCUUGAGAGCUUCGUCCCUCCUUUCCCGCAGCCAGCAAACACCGAAGAGGCCAUCAUCGAAGUGCUGAAGUACAGUCAGAAAGACAUGGAUGCAGCAAUCGCCAAAGUGCAGGCAGAAUGGAGUAUGAAGAACAAUAAGCUGUUUGAUGAUGGGCAAGAAAUGAGGAAAAUAAUAGCUGAAUUUGAGCUCAUGAUCGCAAAGAUGAUGGCUGAUCAAGAGAAGGAGAGGGAGGUGGCCCAGGCGAAGCUCAAUGCGGCUCUGUUGGAGAAGGAGCAAGUAUGCAGCGACCUGAACGCUAUGGAGAGAUCUUUCGCCGAGCUCUUCAAGAGGCUGGAGAAGUACAAGGACGUUAUAGAAGGUUACAAAAAGAAUGAAGAGACUCUGAAGUCUUGUGCACAGGACUACCUGGCAAGGAUCAAAAAGGAGGAGCAGCGCUAUCAAACACUUAAAGCUCAUGCCGAGGAGAAAAUUAGCCAUGCAAAUGAAGAAAUAGCUGAGGUGCGAUCCAAAUACAAGGCUGAGGUAUCUGCGCUUCAAGCACAGCUGCGCAGAGACCAGCUGAAAGUGCAGUCACUGGAGAAGAGCUUGGACCAGAAGGAGAAGGAGGCAGAGGAGCUCACCAAACUUUGUGAUGAACUCAUAUCCAAUGUCCAAAAGGGCUGAACUUGGUUUUAAAUGCUGUUUGCUUCUGUUCUUUAUCUCCAUGUCCAGAGUGUCUUCUUGUGUAGUGUACUGUUUGUCUCUUUCAAUGUUAUAAUACUGUAAAAAGGUUAAUAAAAAGGAUUUACUGAUCUGGUGAUCAUCUUUGCAUCAAUCUUUAGUUUUGCUUGUAUGCUAUAGUCAGGGAUUCCCAAACUGUGGGCCAGGGCCCACUGGUGGGCAGUUGAGGUACUGCAUGUAGCCUGCAGUUAUAACAGAAAUUUUUAAAUGACUUAGAAGAAUGUACACAUGUAUAUUUAUGU